CUCGGCGUAUAUAUAUAUAAACAGAACACAGCACAUUCUCAAUGCAACAAUGUAGUUCCCUAGAAGUUGCUACAUAACUUGUGCGCAGUGGUAUCAGUAGUAGAUAUGUAGUCCCGGUAGCGUGGCGCUGCUAUGGUAACAGAGAACAGCCGAGUAAACUACCAAUGCAGUGAACAUGGCACUGGACGACCCGCGCAUAGAGUGGAUCCGGGAUCGAGUGUACGGCGCGUUCAGCCUCUCGGACCCUGAAUGCUUUGAAGAACUGCUCGGUAGGAACGAUGGAGAGCAAGAAGCCAAACUGCUGCGGUUCCUCAAUGAAACGUCAACAGAAGAAGGGUCUUCAGCGAUGCUGUUCUUCAAGACUCUCAAGGAGGACGAAGUGGAGGUGGAGAUUGCUCUAGAACCAGAAGAACUUCUAAAGCAUAGCCAAGUACCCUCUGAUGGAGAUAUAAAUGAUACAACCAUAAGCCAGGAAGCAAAGGAGCAAAAAGAAUCUGUGGAUUCAGCCUCUCUUGUAUCAUCUGAUGCAAUUGUAGAAAGAGAACUGACUUCUGCUCCAGAUACUCAGGCAGCUGUGAGUGAAAUAGAUGAAAAAGCUAUUGCCAAGGAAGAAUCAUCCAUCCUCCCUGAGCCAGGAAUAGAAUCAUUUCAGGAAGAGUCUCCAGAAGAGUUUGCACCUGUGCCUAUGACAAAAAUCUUCAAAAAGAAAUUGUAUCGUACUGUUCUGUAUGUUUCAUGCAACUGCAUACCUGAAGAGUUUGUAGACUCCAGUGCUUUGUAUUUUCUCAGAAAUACCCAAGAAACUAUUCCAGAACCUAAUGACCUGCAAGAAGCCAAUGAUGUUCUACCAAUGUUCUUGGAGUAUGGUAUGCUGAAUGGAAAUUCUUUGCUUAUGCUUAAGCAGAUCUUUUCACAGGUUUUCAUGCCUCUUCUUUCUUACAAUCAUCAUAAAAAUGAGAGUGGCUCCUUAGAGUUGGAACAAGCACAGCAGUCAGUAACAAAUACAGAAAAGCAUUGUCCAGAAGCUAGCAAGAAUGCUGAAGCAGGUCAUGAGUUUCGAAGUAUCCAGAUGAUUAGAGAUGAGUUCCUCAUGAAUAUGCAAAAGUUCCUGAACCAUGUUCAGCAAACAAUACAGCAACUGGAGGGAGAAAUUCGAUUAGAAAUGCCGGAUUUAAAUCUAGACAUUGAAUCAAGCCAGCUGGCCUUGGAUCUAGUGAUAGUUGAAAAACUUGAGCAGUAUGUGAUGAAUUGGCAAACACAAAUAUCUGCAGCUCUUGAGGAACAGCUUCAAAGAAAACCUCAGGGUAAUGGUCCGCUUGCAGAAAUCGAUUUCUGGCGGGAAAGAAAUGCCACCUUGAGUGCACUGAGCGAGCAGCUGAAACUUCCUCUUGUGAAGAAAAUAUUGAAUAUCUUGUCUAUUGCUGAUCCUGGUGUUGUUCAGAACCUUGAGUUAACAGUCAACGAACUAGCGAAGUAUCAUGUUGAAGCUGCCGAUAAUGUUCGAUUUCUCUCCACGCUGGAGCGCCAUUUUAAGAACUUAGCUCAUGGAACAGGAUUCAGUGUUAUUUUGGAUACAAUUCCAUCAAUGAUGAAUGCAUUAAGAAUGGUAUGGAUUAUCUCCCGACAUUACAAUAAAGAUGAACGAAUGGUACCAUUAAUGGAAAGAAUUGCCUGGGAAAUAGCAGAAAGGGUUUGCAGAGUUUUGAACAUACGGUCCUUGUUCAGAGAGAAUAAGGAAGCUGCCAAAAACAAGACAUUAGAUGCCAAACACACACUAGAAUUAUGGAAAAACUCUUACUUUGAAGUUCGUGCCAAAAUUGAAGCUUCAGGCAGAGACCAAAGAUGGGAAUUCGACAGAAAACGGUUGUUUGAAAAAACUGACUAUUUGUCUGCUAUAUGCCAGGAUUUUUACAAUGUUUUGCAGGUUCUUGAAGAGUUUUGCAACAUUUUUGGCGCUGAACUGAAAGCUGUCACUGGAGAUCCCAAGCGCAUUGAUGAUGUUUUGCGAAGAGUAGAUGGGCUUGUUAGGCCUAUGGAAAAUUUGAGCUUCGAUCCUUUCAACAUAAAAAAUUCACAGCAAUGGAAAAUGAUUAUGGAAGACUUUAAACAUGAAGUACAUGCAAUUGAAGGAGAAGCCAUAAACUUUAUUGAUGAAUCAUUUAAAACUCUUCGAUCAGCUGAAGCUGCAUUUGACAUGCUGUUAAAAUUUAAGCAUAUUCGUUCCAGAGAAGCCAUCAACAAGCAGAUGAUGAUGAAAUUUAAUGAUAUUUUGGAACAGUAUGCUAAAGAGGUUGAUAUAGUCAACAGCCUAUUUAUGAAGCAACUUGAUAACCCCCCACUCUACAAGAACCACCCUCCUGUGGCUGGGUCAAUAUAUUGGGAAAGAUCCCUUUUCUACCGCAUCAAGCACACUAUAGUCAGAUUUCUAGAAAUGGAGGAGAUGCUGUCUAGUGAAAGAGGGAAAGCAGCAAAAGCAAAGUAUUUAGAAGUAGCUAGAAGAAUGAAGGAAUAUGAAGAUAAAAAAUAUGAAAUGUGGAAAGAAAACACAGACCAGAAUUUGCCUUUAUUGUUAAAAAGAAGUCUGCUUGUUAAAAUGUAUUCUUCCGGUCUUGUUAUUUCGGGACAAACACCUUUAUUGGAAAUGAAUGCAGACCAGAACGAGGCUAAUAAUGAAGAUAAAAAUUUUCAUUAUUCUGUAAACUUUGCCCCAGAAUUGUGGGAAAUUAUCACAGAAACAAAACACAUGGAACAGAUGGGAUUUUCUGUGGGAGAACUGCCAAGAAAUGUUGCUUUACAGGAAGACAAGUUUUUAAGGUACACAGAUGGCAUGAAACAAAUGAUAGCUGCUUAUGAGAAACUCAUGGGCUGUCUGAGUGAAGCAGAAAGCCAACUCCUGGAUGAACACAUCCGUGACAUUUGGAAAGUGUUUCGAUCUGGAUAUAGAAGACUUAACUGGAACUCAUUAGGCAUUGGUGACUACAUCACUCGUUGCAACCAAGCAAUUUCGAAAUUUGAAUCACUGGUGAACAAAAUUCAGAAGAACGCAAAAGACAUUGAUGUAAAAUUGUCAGCAAUUGAGUCAGCCAACCUCUUUAAAUUUACUGCUAAAACACCAGGAACUGAUCUUCCAGGAGUGAAAGAAUUCUUUGAGUACAUUGAUAUUGAGCGAGCAAAGGAUGUGGACAUUUUGGAACGAAAGUAUUCUACCAUUGGACAGCUGCUAACAAAAAUGGAAGGAUUAGUGGUAAACACAAAUACAGGAAAGCACCCUAAAAUGGCUCCAUAUUAUGCACAUUGGGAAAGAAAGAUUUACAACAGCCUGACAAAGAUGGUUCUGAGAAACUUCCAGGCUUUUAAUACUACAAUUCUUGGGGAUGUGCCACUCUUUCAAGUUGAAACGAUUUUGUCUGCCCCAGAAAUAAUUCUUCAGCCAAAUGGCAAUGAAAUCUACAAACUAACUGCACAAUGUUACAAGGGAUGUAUGGAAACCACAAAGAGGUUUGUUCGCUGGAUGAACGGGACCUGCAUCCAGUGCCCUCCCCAAAAAACAGAAGAUGAUGAGGUGGUCAUCAUCAGUUUUUACAAUGACAUAUAUCUGAAUCAUCAGAUUACAGAACAAGCUCGAAUCAUCAACCAAAAUAUGCACCGCAUUCUCACCUCUCUCACAAAAUACCUGAAUCGGUGGAAAAGAUACCGACCUUUGUGGAAGCUGGAUAAAGCAAUUGUCAUGGAGAAGUUUGCUGCCAGAAGGCCCUCCUGUGUUGCAUAUGAUGAGAAACUGCAAUUCUAUACUAAAAUAUCUCUAGAGGUGACACAGCAACCAUUAAUACAAGAUGUUCAAUGCAUCAGGCUGUACUUGGGACCUUUGGCUUACACUGUGCAAGAGAAUGCUAGAGCUUGGGUUAAUUCUCUGGGACAUCUUCUCAAUGAAUCCGCACGGGAAGAACUCUACAGCCUUAAAGAUGAACUUGAAAACUUGUCUGUACAGUUAAAGACUACUCCAGAAACACUUGAAGAUCUCAAGUUUGUGCUUGGAACCAUAGCAAAUAUAAAAGACAAAUCACUAACAGUUGAAAUGAGGUAUCGAGAUGUUCAGGAGAGAUAUAGAACACUGUCAAUGUAUAAUAUUGAGUUUGAAGAAGAGGAGAAAUAUUUGGCAGACAGGAUUCCACAGAUCUGGGAAGAACUAUUUCAGGAAUCAAAACUUGUGGAUCACAGCCUUGGAAAGGUCAAGAAGUCAUUUACACAGAUUACAAAAGAUCAGAUUGAAGACUAUAAGAAGGAAUUGUCCAAUUUUGCAGAUUUGUUCCGUACAGAAGGACCUGGGGCAGUUGGAAAUAACCUUGACAAAGGAUUGCAGGUCCUCAACACAUUUGAAAAAGAACUGUCAAAAUAUGAAAAGAACCGUCAGGAAUUAGCCAAUGCAGAAAAGCUGUUUGAUCUUCCCAUCACAAUGUACCCAGAACUCAUACAAAUCCAGAAGGAAAUGAAGGGAUUGCAGCAAAUAUAUGAAAUAUAUAAUGCACAAAAGCAAGCCAAAGAAGAAUGGUCACAGACUUUAUGGGCAAAUUUAAAUGUCCAGAUCCUGCAGGAUGGAAUUGACAGUUUCCUUAAAGCUUUCAGGAAGCUAUCUAAAGAUAUUCGUAGCUUGCCAGUGGCUUUUUAUUUAGAAUCCAAAAUGAAAGAGUUCAAAGAAUCCAUCCCUUUACUUCUUGAUCUCAAGAAUGAAGCUCUAAGAGACAGGCAUUGGAAGGAACUUAUGACCAAAACAGGGACAGACUUUGAAAUGAACCCAGAGACAUUUACCCUGGAGAAUAUGUUUGCCAUGGAACUUCACAAAUAUGCAGAUGUUAUCAGUGACAUUGUAGCAUCAGCUGUUAAAGAGCUGAGUAUUGAGAAGGGUGUCAAAGAAAUUUUAGACACAUGGGAAAAUAUGAAAUUUGCAGUGCAAAGAUAUAUUAAAGGCACUCAGGACCGUGGAACUAUAUUGGGAUCUGUUGAUGAAAUUCUUCAAAUUUUGGAUGACAACGCUAUGAACCUACAAAGCAUUUCAGGGAGUCGGUUUGUUGGCCCUUUUCUAAACACUGUGCAACAGUGGGAGAAAACUCUUUCUUUAAUUGGCGAAGUCAUUGAGGUAUGGAUGGUUGUGCAGCGGAAAUGGAUGUAUCUGGAAAGCAUAUUUAUUGGAGGGGAUAUCAGAUCACAGCUGCCAGACGAAGCCAAAAAAUUUGACAAUAUCGACAGGAUUUUUAAAAGGAUAAUGUCAGAAACUGUUAAAGACCCUGUGAUAAAGCGAUGCUGUCAAGCCUCUAACCGUCUCAGUGAUUUACAAAACUUAAGCGAAGGCUUAGAGAGGUGCCAGAAAAGCUUAAAUGAUUAUCUGGACUCUAAGAGAAAUGCUUUCCCACGAUUCUUUUUCAUAUCAGAUGAUGAGCUGCUCAGUAUAUUGGGUAGUAGUGACCCCACCUGCGUACAAGAGCACAUAAUUAAGAUGUAUGAUAAUAUUGCAUCACUAAAAUUUCAAGAGGGUGAUAAUGGAGAAAUUAAAGCAACGGCCAUGGUUUCAGCUGAAGGAGAAGUGAUGCCAUUCCGUCAAGUUAUAGCAGCAGAAGGGCGUGUUGAAGAUUGGAUGACAAGUGUUCUGCAGGAAAUGAGGAGAACCAACCGACUUAUUACAAAGGAGGCAAUUUUUAAAUAUUGUGAAGCCAAAAGCAGGGUAGACUGGAUGCUGUUGUACCAAGGAAUGGUUGUUUUGGCUAGUAAUCAAGUGUGGUGGACUUGGGAAGUUGAGGAUGUUUUCAGGAAGGUAAAGAAAGGCGAGAAACUAGCACUGAAAAAUUAUGCCAAGAAAAUGCACCAGCAGAUUGACGAGCUGGUUACCCGAAUCACGAAACCAUUAAGUAAGAAUGACAGGAAAAAGUACAAUACAGUUCUGAUCAUUGAUGUUCAUGCAAGAGACAUUGUGGACAUAUUUGUGAGAGACAGUAUAAUGGAUGCCAGGGAAUUUGAAUGGGAAAGUCAGCUGCGUUUUUACUGGGACAGAGAGCCUGAUGAACUGAAUGUUCGCCAAUGCACAGGAACUUUUGCCUAUGGAUAUGAGUAUAUGGGGCUCAAUGGGAGAUUGGUGAUAACCCCUCUGACUGAUCGGAUUUAUCUAACCCUAACACAGGCAUUGUCUAUGUAUUUGGGAGGAGCUCCUGCAGGUCCAGCAGGUACAGGGAAAACUGAGACAACCAAAGAUCUGGCCAAAGCCCUUGGAUUGCUGUGUGUGGUUACAAACUGCGGUGAAGGCAUGGAUUAUAAAGCUGUUGGGAAAAUCUUCUCAGGCCUUGCUCAGUGUGGUGCAUGGGGAUGCUUUGAUGAAUUCAAUCGAAUCGAUGCAUCUGUUCUUUCGGUGAUCUCUUCUCAAAUACAGACCAUUCGGAAUGCCUUAAUGCAUCACUUAAAGAGGUUUCAGUUUGAGGGGCAGGAGAUUGCAUUGGAUGCUAGAAUGGGAAUCUUUAUUACAAUGAAUCCUGGCUAUGCUGGACGCACUGAGCUGCCAGAAUCAGUUAAGGCUCUUUUUAGGCCAGUGGUUGUGAUUGUGCCAGACCUCCAGCAAAUCUGUGAAAUCAUGCUCUUCUCAGAAGGAUUUCUUCAGGCAAAGAACUUAGCAAAAAAGAUGACAGUAUUGUAUAAGCUGGCACGGGAGCAGCUGUCCAAGCAGCAUCACUAUGAUUUUGGUCUUCGAGCCUUAAAAUCUGUAUUGGUGAUGGCGGGGGAGCUGAAAAGGGGCUCACCAGAUCUGAAUGAGGAUGUUGUUUUGAUGAGAGCCCUAAGAGAUAUGAAUCUGCCUAAGUUUGUGUUCGAAGAUGUCCCACUAUUUCUUGGCUUGAUCUCUGACUUAUUUCCCGGACUGGAUUGUCCUCGAGUUCGCUAUCCUGAUUUUAAUGAUGCUGUUGAAGAAGCUCUUCAAGAGAAUAACUAUAUCAUUCUACCAUCACAGGUGGAUAAAGUUGUUCAAAUGUAUGAGACCAUGCUUACACGCCACACCACUAUGGUAGUUGGACCAACAGGAGGAGGAAAGUCUGUUGUAAUUAACACCUUAUGCUUGGCACAGACAAAGCUUGGCCUUGUUACCAAGUUGUACGCACUUAAUCCCAAAGCCAUGAGUGUGAUUGAGCUAUAUGGCAUUUUGGAUCCUGCAACCAGAGACUGGACAGAUGGAGUACUUUCGAAUAUCUUCAGGGAAAUCAACAAACCAACUGAGAAAAAAGAAAGACGAUAUAUUUUGUUUGAUGGAGAUGUCGAUGCUCUUUGGGUUGAAAAUAUGAAUUCUGUAAUGGAUGACAACAAGUUAUUGACCUUGGCAAAUGGAGAGCGCAUUAGACUUCAACCACACUGUGCAUUAUUGUUUGAGGUUGGAGACCUUCAGUAUGCAUCACCAGCCACUGUAUCCCGCUGUGGUAUGGUCUUUGUGGAUCCUAAAAAUCUAAAAUAUAGACCUUAUUGGCAGAAAUGGGUGAAUAAUAGACAGAGCAAGCAGGAACAAAAUGUAUUAAACAACCUGUUUGAGAAAUAUAUACCGCACUGCAUUGAGAUGAUUGUUGAAGGAAUUACUGAUGGCAAACAGGGAGAGAAGUUGAAGACAAUUGUUCCUCAGACAGAUCUUAAUAUGGUGACACAGUUGUCUACUAUGCUGGAUGCAUUAAUUGAAAAAGAAGUUGAUGACGCUGAUGUUCUGGAAUGCUACUUUAUAGAAGCCAUGUACUGGUCUUUGGGAGCCGCACUACUUGAAACCGGGAGACUUAAAUUUGACGAGUAUAUUAAACGCUUGGCUUCCAUGACAGCUGCUUACGAUGAAAAUAAUUUGGCUGGACCUGGCGAACUUCCAUACCAACAGCCUACCAUUUUUGACUUUCAUUUUGAUGGAGAGAAAAAGAAGUGGAUACCUUGGAGCAAACUGGUCCCCAAAUAUAUCCAUAAGCCUGAAGAGAAAUUUAUUGAUAUUUUGGUUCCCACUGUGGACACUACCCGCACUACAUGGCUUUUGGAGCAAAUGGUGAAAAUUAAAAGGCCGGUUGUUCUUGUUGGUGAAUCUGGCACUUCUAAAACAGCAACAACACUGAAUCUCCUGAGAAACCUAAACACUGAUGCCACGAUGCUUUUGAUCAUUAAUUUCUCGUCUCGUACUACAUCCAUGGAUAUCCAAAGAAAUCUAGAGGCAAAUGUAGAGAAACGUACCAAGGAUAAUUAUGGACCUCCAAUGGGAAAACGUUUAUUGGUUUUCAUGGAUGACAUGAACAUGCCAAAGGUGGAUGAAUAUGGCACCCAGCAACCCAUCGCUCUGUUGAAAUUGUUACUUGAGAAGGGUGGCAUGUAUGAUCGUGGCAAAGAACUGAACUGCAAGUAUCUUCGUGACCUUGGAUUCAUAGCUGCAAUGGGGAAAGCUGGUGGGGGCCGUAAUGAAGUGGACACAAGAUUUGUUUCUCUUUUCAGUGUAUUUAAUGUCCUCUUUCCUUCAGAAGAGUCACUGAGUCUGAUUUAUUCCUCCAUUUUAAAAGGACAUACGGCACUAUUUAACGAGGAGGUGCAGGCAAUCUGUGACAAGCUAACAUUCUGUACCCUAGAGCUUUAUAAAAUGAUUGUUCGUGAUUUACCACCUACUCCCUCAAAGUUCCAUUACAUAUUUAAUCUUCGUGACCUAUCACGUGUAUACAAUGGCCUGGUUCUUACUACUCCUGAAAGAUUUCAGACAAUGGCACAGAUGGUGCGAGUAUGGAGGAAUGAGAGCCUAAGAGUCUUCCACGACAGACUUGUCAAUGAAGAUGAUAAGCUUGUGGUACAAGGCCACAUAAAGCAUUUGAUUGAAGAACACUUCCAAGCUUCCCUGGAACACGCCACGAGAGACCCAAUUCUAUUUGGUGACUAUAGAACAGCAAUGCAUGAAGGAGAGCCUCGAGUAUAUGAAGACAUUCAGGACUAUGAAGCUGCUAAAGCUCUAUUUCAGGAAAUCCUUGAGGAGUACAAUGAAAGUAAAACCAAAAUGAACCUUGUUCUCUUUGAUGAUGCACUUGAGCAUGUAACACGUAUCCACCGUAUUAUCAGGAUGGACCGGGGGCACGCACUGCUGGUUGGCGUUGGGGGUUCAGGAAAGCAGUCUCUUGCUAGACUGGCUGCAUUUGCUGCAGGAUAUGAGGUUUUUGAAAUUGUUCUUAGUCGAGGCUAUGGGGAGAACAGUUUCCGUGAAGAUCUGAGGAAUCUUUACAUAAAACUCGGAUUGGAAAAUAAAAAGAUGAUUUUCCUGUUCACAGAUGCUCAUGUGGCUGAAGAAGGAUUUCUGGAACUUAUCAACAAUAUGCUAACCUCAGGAAUGGUGCCAGCUCUUUUCCCAGAUGAUGAAAAGGAAUCCGUUCUUAGCCAGAUUAGGGAUGAGGCUACUAAACAUGGUGUGGGUCCUGCCAAAGAAAGCAUUUGGCAGUUCUUUGUAAACAAAAGUGCAAACAAUCUUCACAUUGUGCUUGGAAUGUCCCCAGUUGGUGAUACUUUGAGGACAAGAUGCAGAAAUUUUCCUGGUUUGGUAAAUAAUACUGGAAUAGACUGGUUUCUGCCUUGGCCUCCCCAAGCUUUAUAUGCAGUUGCCAAAUCAUUUUUGGGAGACAAUCAACUGAUUCCAUCACAACAUUCAGAACCUGUGAUUGGCCAUGUUGUUAUGGUGCACGACUCUGUUGGCAAAUUCAGCAAAAAGUUUCAGCAGAAACUGAGGCGCAGCAAUUAUGUCACUCCGAAGAAUUACCUCGACUUUAUCAACACCUACUCAAGGCUAUUAGAAGAGAAGAACCAAUAUAACUUGGCACAGUGUAAGCGUCUGGAAGGGGGUCUGGACAAGCUGAAAGAAGCCACUGUUCAGUUGGCCGAAUUGAACCUAAAGUUGGCAGAGCAGAAAGUGGUCUUAGCUGAGAAAUCCUCAGCAUGUGAAGCUCUUUUGGACGAGAUCUCAACAAAUACAACUAUAGCUGAGGAAAAAAGGAAGCUUGCUGAGGAGAAAGCUGCUGAGAUAGAAGAACAAAAUAAAGUCAUUGCAGUAGAGAAGCAAGAUGCAGAGAGUGCCUUGGCAGAAGCUCUGCCCAUAUUAGAAGCAGCCAAACUUGAACUACAGAAGCUGGACAAGUCAGAUGUGACAGAGAUUAGGUCCUUUGCCAAACCCCCACGGGCAGUUCAAGUCGUUUGUGAGUGCAUCCUAGUAAUGAGAGGUUACAAGGAGAUAAGCUGGAAGAGUGCAAAGGGAAUGAUGUCUGAUCCCAGCUUCCUGAAAUCUCUCAUGGAAAUAGACUUUGACGCAAUAACCCAGCAUCAAGUAAAAGCUGUCAGAGGUUUCUUGAAGACUCUAAAUACAACAUUUGAAGAGAUGGAGGCAAUCAGUAAGGCAGGUUUAGGCAUGCUAAAGUUUGUGGAAGCUGUAAUGGGUUACUGUGAUGUGGCAAAGGAAAUCAAACCAAAAAGAGAAAAGGUGGCAAAACUUGAACGCAACUAUUACAUGAGCAAACGUGACUUGGAAAAGAUACAGGCUGAACUUUCCACGAUUCAAAACGAACUCAAAGCACUGGGAGAGAAGUAUGAGGCUGCAAUAACAGAAAAGCAGAAACUGCAAGAAGAAGCAGAAGUUAUGGAGAGGCGACUGAUUGCAGCUGAUAAGCUCAUCUCUGGUUUAGGAUCUGAGAAUAAAAGAUGGACAGAUGAUUUAGAGGAGUUAAAGGUCCGUCGUGUGAAGUUACUUGGAGAUUGUUUGCUUUGCUCUGCAUUCUUGAGCUAUGAAGGAGCCUUCAACUGGGACUUUCGCAAAGAGAUGGUGUAUACGGAUUGGCAGCAGGAUAUACUAGCUCGUGAGAUCCCUCUAAGCCAGCCCUUUAGGGUUGAAAGUCUCUUAACUGAUGAUGUUGAAAUUAGCAGGUGGGGUUCUGAAGGGCUGCCCCCCGAUGAACUCUCAAUACAGAAUGGGAUAUUGACUACUCGAGCAAGUCGCUUCCCUCUGUGUAUAGAUCCUCAACAACAAGCACUGAACUGGAUCAAAAGGAAAGAGGAGAAAAACAAUCUAAAGAUUUCUUCAUUUAAUGACCCAGAUUUCCUGAAACAACUAGAAAUGGCCAUCAAGUAUGGUUUCCCAUUUCUCUUUCAAGAUGUAGAUGAGUAUAUAGACCCUGUUAUUGACAACGUAUUGGAAAAGAAUAUUAAAGGUGCCCAAGGCCGUCAGUGUAUCAUUCUAGGGGACAAGGAGGUUGAUUAUGACCCUAAUUUUAAAUUGUAUCUAAAUACCAAGCUUUCAAACCCCAAGUAUUCACCGUCUGUGUUUGGGAAGGCAAUGGUCAUCAACUACACAGUUACACUAAAAGGUCUGGAGGAUCAGUUACUCAGUGUAAUUGUCGGCUUUGAAAGAAGAGAGCUGGAGGAGCAAAGGGAAAAUCUUAUCCAAGAAACCAGUGAAAAUAAAAAAUUGUUAAAGGAUUUGGAGGACUCAUUGUUGCGAGAACUGGCCACAUCUACAGGAAACAUGCUGGAUAAUGUUGAACUGGUUCAUACUCUUGAAGAAACAAAAUCCAAAGCUACUGAGGUGUCUGAAAAACUAAAACUAGCUGAAAAAACAGCAAUAGACAUUGAUAAGCUACGGGACGGUUACAGACCAGCCGCAAAGCGAGGUGCAAUCUUGUUCUUCAUCCUAUCAGAGAUGGCACUAGUAAAUUCAAUGUACCAGUAUUCCCUGUCAUCAUUCUUGGCUGUUUUUGACCACUCUCUACGCAAAUCUUUGCCUGAUGGUAUUCUGAUGAAAAGACUGAAAAACAUUAUGGAUACCCUAACUUACAAUGUAUACAACUAUGGGUGCACAGGUUUAUUUGAGAAACAUAAGUUGCUAUUCUCUUUCAAUAUGACUGUAAAGAUAGAACAGGCUGAUGGUAGGGUCCCACAGGAGGAAUUAGACUUUUUCUUGAAAGGAAACAUUUCACUGGAGAAAAGCAAGAGAAAGAAGCCUUGUUCGUGGCUGCCUGACCAAGGAUGGGAGGAUAUUAUUCGACUGUCAGAACUGUUCCCAUCCAUGUUUGGCUCUCUUCCUAGUGAUGUGGAGAGGUGUGAGGCAGAAUGGAAAGCUUGGUAUGACCUGGACACUCUGGAGCAAUCCCCUUACCCACUUGACUACAACGAUAAGCUUUCCGACUUCCAAAAAUUACUACUGCUGCGCUGUUUUAGAGUUGAUCGUGUUUACAGAGCUGUCAGUGACUAUGUCACAGUUACUAUGGGAGAGAAAUAUGUGCAACCACCAGUAAUAAGCUUUGAAGCUAUAUUUGAACAGAGUGUUCCUACAUCGCCCAUUGUAUUUAUUCUGAGCCCAGGUUCUGACCCGGCUAGUGACCUCACGAAGCUGGCAGAAAGGUCAGGGUUUGGAGGUAACCGUCUGAAAUUCCUUGCCAUGGGGCAGGGGCAAGAGAAGGUGGCUCUCCAGCUCUUAGAAACGGCAGUAUCUCGAGGGCAGUGGCUGAUGUUACAGAAUUGCCACCUUUUGGUUAAAUGGUUGAAAGAUUUGGAGAAAGCAUUGGAGAUGAUAAAGAAACCUCACCCAGACUUCCGUCUUUGGCUCACUACAGAUCCAACCAAAGAAUUCCCCAUUGGAAUACUGCAGAAAUCUCUCAAGGUUGUUACAGAGCCUCCAAAUGGACUGAAGCUGAACAUGAGGGCAACUUAUUUCAAGAUCUCACAUGAGGCGCUUGAUUCGUGUCAGCACUCUGCAUUCAAGUCUCUGGUUUACGUUCUUGCAUUUUUCCAUGCAGUUGUGCAGGAAAGAAGGAAAUUUGGAAAGAUUGGUUGGAACGUGCCUUAUGAUUUUAAUGAAUCUGAUUUCCAGGUUUGCAUGGAGAUAUUAAAUACCUACCUGACAAAAGCCUUCCAGCAACAUGAUACCAAGAUACCUUGGGGCAGCCUGAAGUAUCUAAUUGGAGAGGUCAUGUAUGGAGGAAGAGCCAUUGACAGCUUUGACCGCCGCAUUCUUACCACCUACAUGGACGAGUACCUGGGUGACUUCAUAUUUGACUCAUUCCAGCUCUUUCAUUUCUAUAACAAUGAAGAAGUUGAUUACAGAAUUCCAGAGGGGACUACAAAGGAUGCAUUUGUUGAGGAGAUAGAAUCACUCCCCCUUGCUAAUACACCUGAAGUAUUUGGCCUUCACUCCAAUGCUGAAAUUGGUUAUUACACACAAGCUGCACGAGAUAUGUGGACCCAUCUCCUGGAAUUGCAGCCACAAACAGGUGAAUCGAGCACCGGCAUCAGCCGAGAUGAGUACAUUGGCCAGGUGGCUAAGGACAUUGAAAACAAACUGCCUCAAGUGUUUGAUCUGGAUCAAAUCAGAAAGAAUUUCGGCUUAGAAAUAACACCCACCACAGUGGUGCUACUGCAAGAACUGGAACGGUUUAACAAACUCAUCAUUCGCAUGUCUAGGUCGCUAGUGGAACUGCAGCGGGCCUUGGCCGGUGAAGUUGGGAUGAGCAGCGAGUUAGAUGAAGUGGCUCGAGCGCUGUUUAAUGGGCAGAUCCCGAACAUAUGGAGACGUUUGGCUCCCGACACACUGAAAUCUCUGGGAAAUUGGAUGAUUCACUUCAGAAGACGGUUUAAUCAAUACACAUCGUGGGUGAAUGAGAGUGAACCAAAUGUCAUGUGGCUAUCAGGACUUCAUAUCCCUGAGUCCUACCUCACUGCUCUCGUCCAAGCCACGUGCAGAAAGAAUGGCUGGCCCCUGGAUCGUUCCACAUUGUACACUCAGGUUACCAGCUUUCGCACACCUGAAGAAGUUACUGAAAGGCCUGGACAAGGAUGCUUUAUUUCCGGUCUGUACCUGGAAGGAGCUGACUGGGAUAUAGAGAAUUCAUGUCUUAUAAAAAGCAAGCCUAAAGUACUUGUGGUGGAGUUGCCUGUUUUGAAGGUCAUCCCUAUUGAAGCCCAUCGGCUGAAACUACAAAAUACCUUCAGGACACCAGUCUACACUACAUCGAUGAGGCGCAAUGCAAUGGGAGUCGGUUUGGUGUUUGAAGCUGAUCUCUCUACAACAAAACACAAUUCGCAUUGGGUGCUGCAGGGUGUGUGCCUUACUCUCAACUCGGAUUAGAAAAGAAAGAUAUACAUGAAGAUUCAUAUUUUCUUAAUGCUGUAUAUUAAUAUAUUUUGCAUAGGCAAGCUGAAUGCUUAUAACAACAUUUAAAUAAAAUGUUUGAAA
Xenopus laevis (African clawed frog) is the source of this 14233-nucleotide messenger RNA. It is a transcript of the gene dnah10.L, whose product is annotated as dynein axonemal heavy chain 10 L homeolog. Bases 176 to 14125 code for a protein of 4649 amino acids. The transcript has 79 exons. The record is from RefSeq and is a predicted model, not a curated record. NCBI's taxonomy places the organism in Eukaryota, Metazoa, Chordata, Amphibia, Anura, Pipidae.